AUGCUCAAGCGUCUCAUCCUACUCGUACCUCUCCUGGUGCAAGCAGUGCUCGCUGCUCCCGGACUAGAGACAAGACACAGACAUCUCCAUGACGAGGUACACCAUGGCCACGGCAACCGGAAUACUCCAACCACGACUGCCGACUCUGCCGACCAAACAAUCGACGCCCGCUGGGUCAAGGCCAAGCUGGGAUGGGUCAAGGCCCCCAACAAGUCUCAGAGACCAAACAACAACAACAAAGACAACUCGGACGGCACCGUCCCUGAGUUCAUCGCGCCGAAGCAGCCGUGGGUCAAGGUGCCCAACAAGUCCAGCAAGCCUAGCAAACCUCAGGUUGGCGACUCUGUCGGCUCCAAGGACUCGACUGUCCCCGAGUUCAUCCCUCCCAAGUUCUUCCAGGUCGCAAAGAAGAAGCCUCAGGACUCUGACCAAGACUCGGGGGAUCAGCCUGCUGCUACUGCAGAUUCUGACGAGGUCAAGGUCGAAGAAAAGGUUCCUGAAUUCAUUCAGCCCAAGGGCCCUUACCGAGGACCUCAGAAGUCUAACCCCCCUUCGUCGGAUACACCUGAGGAGUCUACGGUGCCCGAGUUUAUCCCUCCUAGGUCGCCAUUCGGCUACAAGAAGCCGCGUGCUGUUGAUGAGGAGACUGACAUUAUCGACGACGACUUUGACUAUUCUGAUGAAGACUUUCCUGGCAUGGACACAGCCGAGAGCACUGCCCCUGAAGACGACUCGUCUGAAGAGGAGCAGGCCAACGACAACACUACUAUCCUGGAGACCCGAGGCGUCAGAAGGAGAAACAUUCUUUACUUUACCAACUGGGGAAUCUACAGAGCCAACUUUCAACCUCAAAACAUCCCCGCUUCAGAAAUCACCCACGUUCUCUACUCUUUCCUGGAUAUCGCCCAAGAUGGAACUGUCAAAUCUAUUGACACUUGGGCCGAUACCGACAAGCACUAUCCGGGAGACUCGUGGAACGAGGCGGGCAACAACGUAUACGGCUGUGUCAAGCAACUCUACAUUCUCAAGAAAAAGUACCGCAACAUGAAGGUCCUCAUGAGCCUCGGCGGGUGGACGCUGAGCCCUCACUUUGUCCAACCCGCGAGCACGCUGGCCGGGCGGAGGAAGAUCGCCGCGAGUGCCGUCAAGCUACUCGGCGACUGGGGCUUUGACGGCAUCGACGUGGACUGGGAGUAUCCGCAGAAUGCUCAGCAGGCUCAGAACUAUGUCGACCUGCUCAAGGAGAUUCGUCUGGCACUUGACAAGUUCUCUAGAGAUAACAAGCUCAACUAUCGUUUCCUGCUCACUGUCGCCACGGCUGCCGGUCCUGCCAACUACAACAUUAUGAAGCUCAAAGCCAUGGACCAGUACCUUGACGGCUGGCAUCUCAUGGCUUAUGAUUAUGCUGGUGGCUGGGAUACCACUACAGGCCACCAAGCCAACGUCUAUCUGUCAUCCAGCAAUCCCCUCUCAACCAAGUUCAGCACCGACAGGGCCAUCAACGACUAUGUCCGGGCCGGAGUAGCCCCUCAGAAGAUCCUAAUGGGUAUCCCUCUUUACGGUCGUUCAUUCGCCAAUACAGCCGGCCUUGGCCAGAGCUACAAUGGCCUCGGCGGCGGCAGCAACGAGAACGGCAUCUACCUAUUCAAGGACCUGCCCCGUCCCGGCGCAAAGGCCGCCAUCGACAAGAACCUCAUGACCAUCAUCACCUACGACAAGCAGAAACGCGAGCUCGUGACGACCGACAGCGCCGACUCUGCCAGGCUCAAGGCGGCGUACAUCACCCGGAGGGGCCUCGGCGGCGCGUUCUACUGGGAGGCCAGCGGCGACAAGCUGGGGGCCAAGAGCGUUGUGUCGGCCGUCAGGAAGAGUAUGGGGCCCCUGGAGGUGUCUCAGAAUCUCCUAAGGUACCCGACGAGCGUAUACGACAAUAUUCGUCGUGGGAUGCCGUAA
Fusarium falciforme is the source of this 1953-nucleotide messenger RNA. Its product is annotated as Chitinase. Gene Ontology annotation, molecular function: chitin binding; chitinase activity. Gene Ontology annotation, biological process: carbohydrate metabolic process; chitin catabolic process. Gene Ontology annotation, cellular component: extracellular region. The transcript is spliced from 3 exons. Bases 1 to 1953 code for a protein of 650 amino acids. The record is from RefSeq and is a predicted model, not a curated record. Lineage: Eukaryota; Fungi; Ascomycota; Sordariomycetes; Hypocreales; Nectriaceae.